Ooceraea biroi (clonal raider ant) is the source of this 3180-nucleotide messenger RNA. RefSeq lists its product as uncharacterized. Lineage: Eukaryota; Metazoa; Arthropoda; Insecta; Hymenoptera; Formicidae. The record is from RefSeq and is a predicted model, not a curated record. Gene Ontology annotation, cellular component: plasma membrane. Gene Ontology annotation, biological process: potassium ion transmembrane transport; stabilization of membrane potential. Gene Ontology annotation, molecular function: potassium ion leak channel activity; outward rectifier potassium channel activity.
CUCAGCCCAGAGAGUUACCCACUAUCGCUCAACCGUAUCUCCUGCCGCUCUACUGUAAAUUCAGAACUGUAAUGAAACUUUUUCUUUCAUAUCUCCCGUUUUUAACGAUUCAUGUCUCUUUGAAAAAAUUUUCAGAUUUGAAACUUUGAAUUAGCAGCAAGCGCGUUCUAUAAACGUUACGGAUUAAUGAAAUCCCCGCGAGCAAUGUAUGCGCGCAUAGAUAGAGAAUAAGGUCAAGUGAUCAAUAAUUUAAUGAGCAUUGAACGAUACCGGAAAGAUAUCCUCGUGCUUUGCACAGGGGACAUUACCCUUUGGACAUUUACGACCGAUAAAAAUUAAAGCUGCACAUUGGCGUAUCGCGUGACAUGUAACAACCUGCUUCGAUUAGCCGGAUGGGCGCAUAAGCUGGUUGCUAUAGCAGAAGUCGGAGUUUACCCGCGCGAUCACGCAGAAUUCAUCGUGAGAUCACGUCCAAUCGAAGAAGAGCACACACCUACACCGCUCAUUCGCCGAUCAUUCGUGCGGCGGUGCGACGCGCCGAGUGCACGAAAUCAUACUCUUCAGGGACUAGUAGCUCCUAAAUUCUCCGAGGCGUCGAAUCUCCGAUGUGUUUCUGCGGUCUUAUUAUUUAUUUCGUAUUGAUUCCGUAUUAUCUUAAUCAGGAAAUUCGAGAAAAGAAUUUCGAGAAAUCUUCAAAAAAGGUUCAGUGAGGAAGAGUCAGAUAAGCUUGUUUAUUGAAGAAAAAAAAUUCUCGAUAAAAUUUAAGUGUACAUUUUUCUUAAGAUAAGAUGCAAGACUCAGCAAUAUUUAAUUGCUUUUUCCUUUUGCAAUGGUUAAUGAUUGAUAGCUUUCUGGACGAGAUAUAUUUCGAGGGUAUUUCUAAAUAACUUGCAGACCUUACGAUUGGGACAUCACGUGCCGAUUGCCAAGUUAAACUCAUUGUCACUAUAAUCUCGUAUGAAUAUGUCUCCCCAACAGUGUAGAGACAGCACAAUUAUUAACGAUGUAUAAUACAUGUUUCCAUGUGAAGCUUAUCGAUCCAAUUUCUACACACACGUCCAUAUAAAUAAUUCGCACAGGACAAUGAAAAAUGUAUCGAAGCAAACAAGUAAGAAAUUAUUGACGGGAAACUUUGCGAAUGAAAACACCGAGAACAUUGAUUUUAUCCGUGAACGUUAUAUAAUGUUUAACAUCUGAUAUAGUCGGUGCAGAAAAAACUUAUUGAUGCUACCGAGUUCAUAAAGAAAUCAAUGGAGCAUAAACCACCCUCCGGAAUUCUCGAGGAGGAACACUCGAAGACCACUCUGCGAAAUAGAUUCAACAAGUGUUCGGGGACGUCGCCCACGAGGGAUGGGAUCUCGCCGGGGAGGCCUCGUGUAUGACGACUCCGUAACGAGAACGGCACCGAGCAUCUCUCCCAAUCGCGUUGCGUGAAAUAUACACGAUUACGCGAUCGACCGGGAGAUCGCCGGACGCACAUGCGGAACCGAUGGCAGCUUAUAGUGGUAGCUCAUCUUGACCUUAACCCAUGAACGUGCCCCUUUUCCCGCAACCACCGACCGUCAGGGUCGUCGGGACGCCCCACAGUGACGUGCCGGACGUCGCAACGCUGCCACGCGCUCCGGCGACGCCUGCCGUCGUUGUACCGCGUGUACACGGACGACAUGCCGUACCCGUGCCGUCCUCCAGGAAGCGACGUCGCGUCUGCAGGAACUUGGUCCAUCCGCGGGUCAAGAAUGCCGCUCGUCGCCGUGUCACUGAGUUUUGCGUGAGGAUGACGGAGCGUCACGCGAAAAACGAUGAGAGGGACGACGACGACGACGACGUCGUUUGCGGCAUCGACACACCAAGCCGAAUAAGCCGAAUAAACACGGAGAUCUCGCCUCGCUUGAAAAACGGCGUGAUACGGACGAAAUGGACAAAAUCGGUGGCUGUUCAGACCAUAGAAGGAUUGCCGUUGCGACUGAGGGUCCUGCCGUCUCUCAGGGACAUCGAGGAGGACAAUGGCAGUACCUUGGAUCCGAUGAAGUCUUCGAGAGUCUGGAAGUACCUGAGAUUCUUAGGACGAUUGUCGUUGUCGCAAUUUGGACUUCUGUGGCUGCUUGUAACGUGGACAGUAGCAGGCGCGGCGGCCUUUUGCGCCACGGAGGGUCCCCGUGAGCGUGAACAAGUCGUGUCGCUAAAGAAUAUGCAGAAGGACCUGGCAGUUGGUCUAGCAACCGAACUACGCCAGUUACGGGCAGAGCAGGACCAGAACGUGGAACCGCUGUGGAGCAACAAAGUUCGCCAAUACGUGGCCAAGCAUGAAGAACGCCUUCUGAUCGCUAUUAGUUCCGGUUACGGUGAAGGCGGCAACAGCGGCCAGCUAUGGACGUUUCCAGGUUGCGUGUUGUUCGCCAUAUCGCUAAUCACCACUUUAGGUUUCGGGGCGCCGGUUCCGCGAACCACCGCCGGUCGCACAGUAGGGGUAAUUUUCGCUGCGAUCGGCAUCCCCGCGCACUUCCUCCUCGUCCUGAAUUUCGGUCUGAUGGUAGCCGUUCAUCUGCAAAAAUUCGCGCUCGCCAGACGCGGUGUGCGACUUGAUCACGCGGAAUCCAGCGUCUCCAUGCCGAUGCCGACGUGGGUGAAAAUCCUGCCGUUUGUUUUUUCAGUCGCUUACUACAUUUUGGGGGUACUGUGUUUCGGCAUAGCGCGAUCGAGGCCGAUCGCGGCGAGCUUGCUGUUCCCACUGGACUUCACGGCGGCGGGUGGUCUUUCCACUACCGUCGGCCACGUGCGUAUAUUGUACGGUCUGUAUUUGGAAGGAGCUGUUAGCAUUGCGGCAAUAAUGGUGGCUGUGCUGCGAGUAUCGGCGACGCAAAGCCUCACGAACAUUGGACUGAAAUACGGCCUGCUGAUUGAAGCUUAAAAUUCAUUCGUUUAAUUUAUUGAACGUCUUUGCAGCUUCGUGUAUAUACAAUACAUUAAUUAUAACAUUUGUACUCAUCGUCGUCGUGUUCGAAACGAACAAAACGGAUCAACUAGACCCCCAGCGUCGAGCGUCGGUCAUUGGCGCUACGAAAAUAGGAAAUAGAAUGAGAGACGUAGAAGAAUACGAUUGCAGAUAAAUGCAGAGGGAUAUAAUAGCGCAUUGUAUGAAAUUUGAAAAUUAUUCUAUACAUAAAAACGGAGAAGUUGUUC